UGUCUGCAGAUUUGCAAUGAAGUAUUGCCAAGACUUGGUAAAUUCCUCACUGUCUGAGGAAGCAGAAUGCUUGCUCUUACUGCUGCAUGGCUGAGUUAAUCCGCAAAGAGUACUCCCCCUGCGAGAGCCCUUAAUGCAAGCUGAUAGUUUGGUUUACAGUACUAUUCCACUUCUAGUGAUCGCAAUCAACAGAAAAGCACCAGUCAGGCUGUGGAAUAAUGAAUGCAUUCAGUUAAAGCACCAGCUGUCGCAGGAAGCUUUCGUGGUUGACUUCUCAACUUGUUGUCCUUGUUGCAUAUGUUUCACAGUCAGGCACAAAAAUGGUGUUUUGUUGAGUUCCUGAUUCUUCAAGUCAAGAGUAGAACAAGUGUUGCUAAUUGGGAAGAAAUUCACACCUUCGGUUGAAUUGCCUUGCAGAAAAGUGGUGGGUGCAGUGCUUUGAUCAUAAAUCUGUUCAAGGUUUUACUUAAAUGAAAUUCUCCUAAAAUGAGCUUUCAAGGUAACAAUUCCAGCAAGGUAGCAUGCUCAGAAAAUGAGAGAAGAAAUUACUUUCAUCUCCCUGGUUUGACCAGUGACCCAAAUGGCAAUCAAGUUGCCUGCAGCACAGAAGUAUCUUCCGAAGCUAUCCGUGUUAGAACCCCAUUGACUAAUGGAAGUUGUGAGUGCCCAGAUGUACAGAUAAACCCAAUUAAUAUUGGUGUUGAUGUCAGGAUAAUGGUUUCUGACCAAAUAGCUUGUAGGCCUCAGGACAUGCAUGGACCUGAACUGAAAAUUGCUGGUGACUCUUUCUGUGAUCUUGCAGCACCUGCUUGUAUGGUUCUCACUAGUUCACAAAGUAACUCUUCAGAUUGUCACCGAUGGCUGGCUGAUAAGUGUUGUCAUGCAAAGUGUUCUGUUACAUCAACAGAUCCAGGGCAGAGGAAGAUGGAACAAGACACAGUUGAUGCUAGACAAAUGACUUUAGACCAAACCAUGACUGAGUGCUAUGUGACAGGUUGUGAGGACAAGUUCAGCACUUAUGAUACCAAUAAAGCUUGCCGAAAGAAAUUGGAGCAUCGCAUUUCAGAUGACUGCUUUAAAUUAUGUCCAAGUGCCCAUCCUAAUGACACAAUGAGAAUUGCAAUGAAUACGGAAAUAAAUUUGAAAUAUUCAGUACCAUCUUCUGAAUCCAAGUUGGAAAUGAAACACAAUGUAGAUGACAUGGAAUGUGAUUCUAGCGUGCAUGUUGUUGAAUCAUCUGUAUUUUCAAACAGUUCAGAUUAUUCAAUUGUAACGUCAGACCAAUCAUUAGACACAUUUGAAAAUCCAGGAAACCAACUUGAAUUUUGA
Molecule: messenger RNA, 1329 nt
Organism: Hemiscyllium ocellatum (epaulette shark)
Lineage: Eukaryota; Metazoa; Chordata; Chondrichthyes; Orectolobiformes; Hemiscylliidae
Exons: 3
Coding region: 487-1329 (280 amino acids)
Source: RefSeq, a predicted model, not a curated record